CCUGACGGCGGCUGGGGGUGGAUGAUUGUGAUUGGCUGCUUCCUUGUUACUAUUUGCACUAGAGCUGUAACAAGGUGUAUUUCAAUUUUCUUUGUGGAGUUCCAGACCUACUUCGCUCAAGAUUAUGCCCAGACAGCUUGGAUCCAUUCUAUUGUUGACUGUGCUACAAUGCUUUGUGCACCACUUGGGAGUUUUAUCAGUAAUCACGUCUCCUGUCAAGUGGGCAUUAUGCUGGGAGGACUGCUUGCAUCGACUGGACUCAUCUUGAGUUCUUUUGCCACAAGCCUGGAGCAUCUUUACCUUUCCCUAGGAGUUCUUACAGGACUGGGAUUUGCACUUUCAUAUUCACCGGCCAUUGCAAUGGUGGGCAACUAUUUCAACAAGCGGAAGGCGCUGGCUUACGGGAUCGCCAUGUCUGGCAGCGGCAUCGGCACCUUCAUCCUGGCUCCCGUAGUCCAGCUUCUGAUUGAGCAGUUCUCCUGGCGUGGGGCCUUGCUCAUCCUGGGGGGGUUUGUGUUAAACCUCUGCGUCUGUGGUGCCUUGAUGAGACCUAUCGUGGGCAAAGAGGAUCGUGAGAAUGGGCUGGAGUUCCCCGAGCAGGAGUUUGAGCCUGAAGCACACAAGUCAGACUUCAAGCAGUGGUCAGCCUGCUCUCCUCUGGUCAAAGUGUGGUCUCACAAGUGCCUGUGCCAGUGUUCGUGGCACGAGUAUAACUUUUUACUGAUGCCAGACUUCAUGGUACUUGCGGGCUCGGUCCUGUUCAUGGCUUAUGGCUGCAGCCCCCUCUUUGUCUACUUGGUGCCUUAUGCCUUAAGGGUUGGAGUCAGUCACCAGCAAGCAGCCUUCCUCAUGUCUAUCCUUGGGGUCGUUGACAUUGUUGGCAACAUCACCUUCGGGUGGCUCACAGACAGAAGGUGCUUGAAGAAGUACCGUUACAUUUGCUACCUCUUUGCGGUGGGGAUGGAUGGCCUCUGUUGUCUUUUCCUUCCGAUUCUCCAAAGCUUUCCGCUCCUGGUGCCUUUCUCUUUCACCUUUGGGUAUUUUGACGGAGCCUAUGUGACCCUGAUCCCUGUGGUAACAGCAGAUGUGGUGGGCACGGCUUCCUUAUCGUCCGCCCUCGGAGUGGUGUACUUCCUUCACGCAAUACCGUACCUCAUCAGCCCACCUGUGGCAGGUUGGCUUGUGGAUACAACUGGCAACUACACCACAUCAUUCCUUCUCUGUGGGUUUUCCAUGAUAUUCAGUUCAACACUGCUGUGCUGUGCAAGGCUGGCCAAGAAAGUCAGACAGACUCCUGUGCGGCCAGCUGGUGGAGACACCGAUGUCAAGCAGCAGAUCUGGACAAAGGGAGCAAUAGUUUACUCUGUAAAUGGGGAGGUAGAUCAAAAGGGUGUGGAGUUGCUAGCCAGUGGGGCAAACAGCUAUGGCAGAAGAUGA
Molecule: messenger RNA, 1437 nt
Organism: Varanus komodoensis (Komodo dragon)
Lineage: Eukaryota; Metazoa; Chordata; Lepidosauria; Squamata; Varanidae
Gene: SLC16A12
Product: solute carrier family 16 member 12
Exons: 6
Coding region: 22-1437 (471 amino acids)
Biological process (GO): transmembrane transport; monocarboxylic acid transport
Molecular function (GO): monocarboxylic acid transmembrane transporter activity
Source: RefSeq, a predicted model, not a curated record